AUGCGAUUCACUCUUCUCUUGAACUUUAUAACUGCUGCUGCUUAUGCAUCUGAAUCCGAAAGCCAUCCAUUAAUCAACCCGGAUGUGUCAGAGCUAGCCGGCCGAGCCCUCCCCAACGCCCCAAAUGGCUAUGCCCCAGUUCAAGUUAAUUGUCCAUCCCCGCGGCCAAGUGUGCGCAGUGCCGCAAAGUUGUCGUCCAAAGAGCAGGAUUGGCUCAAGUUGCGACGGAAGACAACCCAGCAAGCUAUGAAAGACUUCUUCGGUCACGUUCGGAUUGAAAACUUCGACGCAGUCGCGUAUCUCGACAAUCACGCAGAGAAACCUUCGAGCCUACCCAAUAUCGGAAUAGCUGUUUCUGGCGGAGGAUAUCGCGCUUUGAUGAACGGUGCUGGCGCCUUGAAGGCCUUUGAUAGUCGGACCGACAAUUCUACAGGAUCACGUCAGCUUGGUGGCUUGCUUCAAUCUGCCACAUACCUGGCCGGUCUCAGUGGAGGUGGUUGGCUACUGGGCUCGCUCUACAUGAACAAUUUCACGUCCGUAUCUUCUUUGCAGACCGGAACCCUCGGCACUCCAUGGCAGUUAUCCAACUCCAUUCUGAAAGGACCCGAUGACGGUGGCGCUCUCUUGUCUUCUGCAAUCGAGUAUUACAAGGAGUUGUCUAGGGCUGUAGCUGGAAAAGCAGCAGCUGGCUUUCCAGCUACCCUUACAGAUCUUUGGGGUCGUAUGCUAUCGUAUCAGCUCAUCCAUGCCCCAGAGGGAGGUCUCAACUAUACUUGGAGUUCCAUCGCAGCGACGGAAAAUUUUCAGCGAGCUGAAAUGCCUUUGCCAAUCCUCAUCGCAGACGGUCGCAAUCCCGGAGAGCACGUCGUCGGUGGCAACGCAACCGUCUUCGAGUUCAACCCAUGGGAAUUUGGGUCUUUCGAUCCCACCAUAUUUUCAUUUGCUCCAUUGGAAUACUUAGGCUCCAACUUUGAGAAGGGUAUCGUGUCGCCGAAAUCGAAAUGUAUCCGCGGGUACGACAGCGCCAGCUUUGUGAUGGGCACCUCAUCCAGUCUUUUCAAUCAAUUUUUACUCAAUAUCAACUCCACUGAUCUCGGUGACAUGGCCAAGGAGAUUAUCCGUGAUGUUCUUGGCAACUUGGACGAGGCAGCAUUUGAUAUUGCUAAUUACACCAACCCAUUCUACCAAGCAACAGGCGGAGGUAUACCCACCAAAUCUCCGUAUCUCGCCAUUGUCGACGGAGGCGAAGACCAACAAAACAUUCCUCUCCAUCCCAUGAUCCAACCAGAACGCAAUGUGGACGUCAUUUUCGCCAUUGACUCAUCUGCCGAUACCAACAACUGGCCAGACGGCACCUCCCUCAUCGCUACCUACGAGCGCAGCCUCGAGGGUAAAAUCAACAAUGGCACCGGAUUCCCCGCAAUCCCAGACCGCAACACCUUUGUGAACUUAGGACUCAACAAUCGGCCAACUUUCUUCGGUUGUGAUACCUCCAAUCUCACCGGCAGUCAGUCAAACUCACCGCUUGUUGUCUACAUCCCCAACUCUCCCUACGUGGUGCAUUCCAAUGUCUCGACCUUCAAAAUGGACUACAACAAUACUCAGCGAGACGCAUUGAUCCUGAAUGGUUACAAUGUGGCCACUAUGGGUAACGGAAGCCGAGACUCAGAGUGGUCCACUUGUGUCGGUUGUGCUGUGUUGACCCGCUCACUUGGGCGCACAAAUGUCACCAUGCCGGCUGCUUGUACUCAGUGCUUUGGGCGAUACUGUUGGAAUGGAACGACUGACAGCCGUACGCCUUCUGUCUACGAGCCGGAUUUAGUUUUGGCCCUGGUCAGUGUGACUAAUAAGGCAGGACUGGUCGUUUUGUCUCACGAGUGGUACUUCGCAGCUCUUCUGGCAACCAUGUUGGUGGUUUGGCUCUGA
Penicillium samsonianum is the source of this 1926-nucleotide messenger RNA. RefSeq names its product lysophospholipase 1. Gene Ontology annotation, biological process: glycerophospholipid catabolic process. The transcript is spliced from 3 exons. Gene Ontology annotation, cellular component: intracellular membrane-bounded organelle; cytosol. Gene Ontology annotation, molecular function: A2-type glycerophospholipase activity. The record is from RefSeq and is a predicted model, not a curated record. Lineage: Eukaryota; Fungi; Ascomycota; Eurotiomycetes; Eurotiales; Aspergillaceae. Bases 1 to 1926 code for a protein of 641 amino acids.